Molecule: messenger RNA, 1248 nt
Organism: Salvia splendens (bonfire salvia)
Lineage: Eukaryota; Viridiplantae; Streptophyta; Magnoliopsida; Lamiales; Lamiaceae
Product: probable protein S-acyltransferase 4
Exons: 5
Coding region: 1-1248 (415 amino acids)
Biological process (GO): protein targeting to membrane; peptidyl-L-cysteine S-palmitoylation
Cellular component (GO): Golgi apparatus; endoplasmic reticulum
Molecular function (GO): protein-cysteine S-palmitoyltransferase activity
Source: RefSeq, a predicted model, not a curated record
AUGGAACCGGAGAAACACGAGCCACUGAGGCUCUAUCAAGUUUGGAGAGGAAGCAAUAGGUUCUUCUUUGGAGGGAGAUUGGUUUUUGGUCCAGAUGUAUCUUCUUUGUUUUUGUCAGCUUUCUUGAUCGCUGCCCCUGCGCUUGCAUUUUGUAUAAAGGUCGUAUUUAUCAUCAGACAUCGCGUUAAAGAAGACAAAUCUGUCGUUUCAUGGUAUCCCGUGCUUAUAGUAGCGCUUGCACUCACCAUUUUGGAUGUAGCCUUCCUUGUCCUAACAUCUUGCAGAGACCCUGGGAUUGUGCCAAGGAACACGAAGCCUCCCGAAUGUGAUGAUUCAUUCGAGAUGAAUACCCCUUCAAUGGAGUGGGUGAAUGGCCGAACACCUCAUCUCAAACUUCCCCGGACAAAGGAUGUUGUUGUCAAUGGACACGCGGUGAAGGUGAAAUUCUGCGACACGUGCUUGCUGUACCGCCCCCCUCGCGCAUCACAUUGCUCCAUCUGCAAUAACAGUGUCCAAAGAUUCGACCACCACUGCCCGUGGGUUGGGCAAUGCAUUGGUUUACGCAACUAUAGGUACUUCUACAUGUUCGUGUCAACGUCAACCGUCCUAUGCUUGUUUGUGUUUGUGGUGUCGUUGAUCAACAUUGUCCGAGCAGAUGACCAUCUCUUGAAAGCCAUGUCGGGUGAUGUUCUAUCAGUGUUUCUGAUACUCUACUGCUUCGUCGCUGUCUGGUUUGUUGGUGGCCUUACCGUUUUCCACUUCUACCUCAUCAGCACAAACCAGACGACGUAUGAGAACUUCAGGUAUCGCUACGACAAGAAGGAGAAUCCAUACAACAAAGGGAUGAUCAAGAAUUUCCAAGAAGUCUUCUUCUCCAGAAUCCCAUCAUCAAUGCUUGAUUUUCGAGCAUUUGUUGAAGACGAUGAGCUGAUGAUGACUGUAGCACCCACAGACGACGAUCCUGCUGAAGACAUCACGAGCUCAAAGGAGAAAAUCGACAUUGAAAUGGGAAACAAUAUCGGAGAGGAAAAGAGCAUUACACUUCCUGAGAUUCUGCUAAGCAUAGACUAUGGUGGCAUUCAUGACAACCUUAAGCACAAGGUGAUUGAGAGAGAAACAGCUUCCGAUUCAGACAACUUCGUCGUUCCUGUUGAUAACAAAGUUAAGGAAACCACAGCUGCCCCUACGAUUGAUGCUGAGGAGAAACACGAUGACAUGAAAUCUCAACAGAACACAACAUUGGACUGA